This is a messenger RNA of Mesitornis unicolor (brown roatelo), 1415 nucleotides long. RefSeq names its product KIAA1919 ortholog (gene SLC60A2). The record is from RefSeq and is a predicted model, not a curated record. The annotation marks the transcript as partial. Lineage: Eukaryota; Metazoa; Chordata; Aves; Mesitornithiformes; Mesitornithidae. The transcript is spliced from 3 exons.
GCUACCUGUGCGGGUCGGUGCUCGGGGGGGUGCUCUUCGACUGCAUGGACGCCCACCUCCUCCUCGCGUUAUCCAUGUUUGGAACCACGGUUGGUCUGUACGGGAUACCCUGGUGUAAGAAAUCCCUGCUGUUGACUGCCUUAAUGUCAGUUAUUGGAGCUUCCAUGGGAAUCCUAGACACAGGUGGCAAUGUCCUGGCACUGAAUACCUGGGGAGCGGAGGCUGGGCCGCACAUGCAGGCCUUGCACUUCAGUUUUGCUGUUGGUGCGUUUGUGGCUCCGAUCCUGGCCAAAAUGGCCUUGGGAGGCUCCGAAUCGAAAGACCUUGCAGGAGCUGAAAAGACAAACCAGUCUGUCCCGAGGUCUGUGCCCACGACAUCGGCUGCAUCAGCUGCCUCAGCCCUCAAACACCAUCUUGGUGCAGAUUUUCUGUGGUCCUACGUUGUCAUCGGGACCUAUCUUCUGUCCGUCUCUUUCUUCUUUUUUAUUUUGUAUUCAAAGGGCAGCUCAGCUCGCGACAAAUCCAAGGCCUCUCUGCAGAAGUGCACGUUUGCCAAAUACCACUAUGCUCUUCUGAUUCUCCUGUUCAUCUUCUUCCUCUGCUACGUGGGAGCGGAGGUCACGUACGGCUCUUACAUAUUCACGUACGCAAAGGUUUUUGCCGAGAUGAAGGAAAACGAAGCAGCCGCUUUGAAUUCUGUCUUCUGGGGCACGUUCGCCGCUUGCAGAGGAGUGGCGAUAUUCUGUGCCGCUUGCCUGUACCCUGGCACCAUGAUCCUGCUGAGCAUCAUCGGUUCCGCUGUCUCCUCUUCCUGCUUGGCCUUCUUCGCCAGGCACCCGGCGUCGCUGUGGGCUGGGACCGCCGUGUAUGGCGCGUCCAUGGCCACCAUCUUCCCCAGCGGCAUUUCCUGGAUCGAGCAGUACACGGUGGUGCAAGGGAAGUCGGCCUCUCUCUUUGUGAUCGGCGCGGCGCUGGGCGAGAUGUGCAUCCCCGCCGUGGUGGGCUACCUUCAGGGCAGGUUCCACCACGUGCCCGUGGUUAUGUACACGGCCUUGGUGACUUCGGCCAUGACCAUGGUGCUCUUCCCGCUGAUGUACAAACUGGCCAACUGUCCCGGCGAGAGCAACUUGAAAGAAAUGAGUGAGAGCGAGGACCGGAAAGCUUUGUUGUCCAACUCAGGGCUUAAUGAGGAUGAGGAGGAUGAGGAGGAUGCGGGAGAGUGGAACGAAGCAGACUUUGAGGUCAUAGAAAUGAACGACACACUGAGAAACUCUGUGAUAGAGACCUCCCGAAAGAUCCCCGGGGACUCUCUGGCCAAAGCCUCCCUCCAGCCCCAUUUGGACGACUCCCUGGCGGCUGCUGGUGGCUCCCCUGGGAGAAAAGGCGUGAAUGGUGACCGGGAGAAGAACGAUUGA